AUGCCUGGGAUGGAUGAAGACGGUGCGGCGGCGCUCAAGGCCAAGAAAGCGAACGCAGAGGCAGAGAAGGUCAAGGCACUCGGUGACGAGCUGAAGCUGCACGAGGUGUUCGUCAAGUACAGCUACGCUAGCCACCCACCUCGCCCUCGCUCGUCCUCGCGCAUCUCAACCAUUCCACCUCGACUGUACAUCAUCGUCCCCGACAUCAUCCAUCUCGCCUCGCACCUCGGCCAUUCCACCUCCCACACCUACCACAGGACCACCGUGGUGGCCUAUUUGUCAAGACCAACGCACGCGGACGCUCUGUUGCCCCCUCCAAACACUCUCGCGGUCUACACCGCGCGCGCACCCGAGCACCACCCGCGGCGCGACGCGGGUCCGAACUUGUUCCUAUCCAGUUCACUUCCUUGCCAUAUCCGCGCGUGCGGUGUGCUCACUCCAUCUCAUCUCGACCACGCCCACGUCCUCGUCCUCGACUCGGUCCUCUCCCUCAACUCUGCCCUCGCCCUCGCGUUCGUCUUCGUGUCUUUGGUCUUCGCCAGCACCCAUGUGCGCAAUCUCGUCUCUCCUGCGGGCCGCGUCUACCAUCCACUUCGCGCACCACGCGUUCCAUCGAUCCGCCUCUCUUCGCGCUCGCUCUCCCCGUGGCGCAUCGGAUCUCCCUUCCAUCUUUCUCUAUUCUAUUUCCCGAGCUUCACGCUUACAUGA
Epithele typhae is the source of this 708-nucleotide messenger RNA. RefSeq lists its product as uncharacterized. The record is from RefSeq and is a predicted model, not a curated record. The transcript is spliced from 2 exons. Bases 1 to 708 code for a protein of 235 amino acids. NCBI's taxonomy places the organism in Eukaryota, Fungi, Basidiomycota, Agaricomycetes, Polyporales, Epitheliaceae.